This is a messenger RNA of Selaginella moellendorffii, 1212 nucleotides long. Its product is annotated as cell division protein FtsY homolog, chloroplastic. Gene Ontology annotation, molecular function: signal recognition particle binding; GTP binding; ATP hydrolysis activity. The record is from RefSeq and is a predicted model, not a curated record. Lineage: Eukaryota; Viridiplantae; Streptophyta; Lycopodiopsida; Selaginellales; Selaginellaceae. Gene Ontology annotation, biological process: SRP-dependent cotranslational protein targeting to membrane. Gene Ontology annotation, cellular component: membrane. The transcript has 11 exons. Bases 19 to 1113 code for a protein of 364 amino acids.
GGCUUGGCGAGAGGAGCUAUGGCGGCAGCUGCGCGGGGGAGCUUGGCGAGCGCUGCUGGUGUGGUGCAAUUCAGUGCGAGCGGGCGGCCGCGGAAGAAUGCAGCGGUUUUGAUGGUGAGAUGCGCUAGCAGUAGCAGCGACAAGGCUGGGUUUUUCGGGAAGCUGGGGCGCGUGUUCAAGGAGAAGGCCAAGAGCGACAUCGAUCGCCUCUUCUCGGGAUUCUCCAAGACGCGGGAGAAUCUGGCAGUCGUGGACGAGCUCCUGACGUAUUGGAAUCUGUCCGAUGCUGAGAAGCUCUUGGAUGAACUGGAAGAGGCGUUGCUCAUAUCAGACUUUGGGCCGAGAACAGCGAUCAAAAUCGUGGAUGGUCUACGCAAGGAUGUUCUAGCCGCAAAGCUCAAAACUGGACAAGAAAUCAAGCUUGCGCUAAAGAAAAGUAUUGUGAAACUUCUUACGAGCAGAGCCGGUAGCACCGACCUCAAGCUCGGGACCAGACGCCCCGCUGUGAUUAUGGUCGUGGGUGUGAAUGGAGGAGGGAAGACAACAACCAUAGGAAAAUUGGCACACAGAUUAAAGAAGGAGAAAGGUGUAAAGAUACUCAUGGCGGCUGGUGAUACGUUUAGAGCUGCAGCCAAGGAGCAACUAGAAGUAUGGGCAGAGAGAACCGAGUCGGAUAUUGUAAGAGCUGAAGAGGGACAAAAGAAACCAGCCCCUGUGUUGUCACGAGCUGUAAAACGGGCAGUCGCAGAGAAGUUCGACAUAGUUCUCGCAGAUACAUCAGGCCGUCUUCACACAAACUUCAGCUUGAUGGAUGAGCUUGAAGACUGCAAGAAAGCAAUCGGGAAGGCUCUUGCCGGAGCCCCAAAUGAGGUGCUGAUGGUCCUCGACGGAACAACAGGCUUAAAUAUGCUUCCUCAAGCGAGAGAGUUCAACGACGUUGUUGGUGUUACUGGAUUUGUGUUAACGAAGCUCGAUGGAACUGCAAGAGGCGGAUGUGUGGCUAGUGUUGUAGAUGAGCUUGGAAUUCCCGUGAAGUUCGUUGGUGUUGGAGAAGGCCUGGAAGAUUUGCAACCCUUUGAUGCCGAGGCAUUCGUAAAUGCGCUCUUUCCAUGACAAGAUCGGUGAGUUUUUGCUGUAGAACUUGGCUGGAUUUUGCUAGAUUUGUAUCGAGAAUGGUACGCGUGUUUAAAUCAAAGCUGACUGGUUAUAAAA